AAUAAGCUUAAUUCAUAUACUUAGCUGUCUUUUGUACAAUUCUUAGCACCACAAAGAGGAAAUGCUUUUACUUCUUCCUUAAAAAAAAAGUUCCAGUCCAAACCAUCAGCCUCUGUAGGUUGUCUUAAUUGCUACUUUGCACAGCGCUGGACUAUGACUCUGAUUUUUGGCACAUGCUAUCAUACACAAAGUUCCUAAAAUAAAAUGCUCCAGGAUAUCCUAGGAACUCUUAGAAGGCUUUAAAAAGGGACUCAGACACUGAAAGGCUAUCUUUGAUGAGGACAAUUCAGGCAAGCACAGUGAUUACUGCAGCAGAAUUACGUGAUUAAUUGAGAUCUUGAAGUGGGUCCGGCGAAUCCCCGCCACCUAACUUAUCAUGGUUUGGGGGGGUUUGACAAGAAUCCAGUUUUGAUAAAGACAAUUGUUUUUUCCUCCCCAAGUGACUAUACAUUUAAAUAGCUAAAACAUCUGUUCAGCAACAUAGUAAAACAUGUAUACUCGGAACGCUUGAGAGAAGAGCCUGCCAAACAAUCGGUUGAGAGGGACAUUACUGAGGGAGAGCACCAAGAUAAAGCAACCACUGUUUGUUUGGUCUAGUCAGUGGGAAAGCCAAGGCAACCAAUAUUUUAGGUUUCUUUGAUUUCAUUUCAUUUGUGAAGAAUUAUUGGAGAAAAGGUGGUGAGGGGAGAUUUCCCGGUGGGAUUUUUUUUUUUUUUUUAGCUUUCCAUUAGUGGAAGCCUUGGAUGUCAACGCUUAACAGACUCUUGAGAGCAGCCACCAGACCACGAAAAGUGACUAAGAUUCUUCUCGUGUGCUCUCUACGGCCCUUCUGAUGGAAGCAGAAACAGGGAGCAAUGCGGGAACUGGAAAGACGGCCACCAGAGGCACUCGAAUUGCCCUGGUCGUAUUCAUCGGCGGCACUCUCGUGCUUGGCACGAUCCUCUUUCUGGUGAGUCAAGGUCUCCUAAGUUUUCAAGCUAAACAGGAGUACUGCCUGAAGCCAGAAUGCAUCGAGGCUGCUGCUGCCAUCUUGAGUAAAGUAAAUCUGUCUGUGGAUCCUUGUGAUAAUUUCUUCCGGUUUGCUUGUGAUGGCUGGAUAAACAAUAAUCCAAUUCCUGAAGAUAUGCCAAGCUAUGGGGUUUAUCCUUGGCUGAGACAUAAUGUUGACCUCAAGUUGAAGGCACUGUUGGAGAAGUCAAUCAGUAGAAGGCGGGACACUGAAGCUGUACAAAAAGCCAAGAUCCUUUAUUCGUCCUGCAUGAAUGAGAAAGCAAUUGAAAAAGCAGAUGCCAAGCCAUUGCUGCACAUCCUGCGGCAUUCACCAUUCCGCUGGCCUGUGCUCGAAGCUAACAUUGGUCCUGAAGGGGUUUGGUCAGAGAGAAAGUUCAGCCUUCUGCAGGCACUUGCAACAUUUCGUGGUCAAUACAGUAAUUCCGUGUUCAUCCGUUUGUAUGUGUCACCUGAUGACAAGGCAUCCAAUGAACACAUCUUAAAGCUGGACCAAGCGACACUCUCCCUAGCAGUGAGGGAAGACUACCUUGAUAACAGCACAGAAGCCAAGUCUUAUCGAGAUGCCCUGUACAAGUUCAUGGUGGAUACUGCUGUGCUCUUAGGAGCUAACAUUUCCCGAGCAGAGCAUGACAUGAAGUCGGUGCUUAGGUUGGAAAUUAAGAUAGCCGAGAUAAUGAUUCCACAUGAAAACCGAACCAGUGAGGCCAUGUACAACAAAAUGAACAUUUCUGAACUCAGUGCUAUGAUUCCUCAGUUCGACUGGCUGGGCUACAUCAAGAAGGUCAUCGAUACCCGACUCUACCCUCACCUGAAAGACAUCGGUCCCUCUGAGAACCUGGUGGUUCGCGUUCCCCAGUACUUUAAAGAUUUGUUCAGGAUAUUGGGCUCGGAGAGGAAGAAGACCAUUGCCAACUAUUUGGUAUGGAGAAUGGUUUAUUCCAGAAUUCCAAACCUCAGCAGGCGUUUUCAAUAUAGGUGGCUGGAAUUCUCACGGGUAAUCCAGGGGACUACAACAUUGCUGCCUCAGUGGGACAAAUGUGUAAACUUUAUUGAAAGUGCCCUGCCUUAUGUUGUUGGGAAAAUGUUUGUGGAUGUGCACUUCCAGGAAGGCAAGAAGGAGAUGAUGGAGGAAUUGAUUGAAGGUGUUCGCUGGGCCUUUAUUGACAUGCUGGAGAAAGAAAAUGAAUGGAUGGAUGCAGGGACAAAAAGGAAAGCCAAAGAAAAGGCGAGAGCUGUUUUGGCCAAAGUUGGCUAUCCUGAGUUUAUAAUGAAUGAUACUUAUGUUCAUGAAGACCUCAAGGCAAUCAAAUUUUCAGAAUCUGACUACUUUGGCAAUGUCCUGCAAACCCGCAAGUACUUAGCACAGUCUGAUUUCUUCUGGCUACGAAAAGCUGUUCCAAAAACAGAGUGGUUUACAAAUCCAACAACUGUCAAUGCUUUCUACAGUGCGUCCACCAACCAGAUCCGGUUUCCAGCAGGAGAGCUUCAGAAGCCCUUCUUUUGGGGAACAGAAUACCCUCGAUCUCUGAGUUAUGGUGCUAUAGGAGUAAUUGUUGGACAUGAAUUUACACAUGGAUUUGAUAAUAAUGGUAGAAAAUAUGAUAAAAAUGGAAACCUAGAUCCUUGGUGGUCUAUGGACUCAGAAGAAAAGUUUAAAGAAAAAACGAAGUGCAUGAUUAACCAGUAUAGCAAUUAUUAUUGGAAGGAUGCUGGCUUAAAUGUGAAAGGGAAGAAGACCCUGGGAGAAAAUAUUGCCGACAAUGGAGGCCUGCGGGAAGCUUUUAGGGCUUACAGGAAAUGGAUAAGUGACAGAAGGGAGGGAGUUGAGGAACCUCUCCUCCCUGGCAUCACUUUCACCAACAACCAACUCUUCUUCCUGAGUUAUGCUCACGUGAGGUGCAAUUCCUACAGACCAGAGGCCGCCCGAGAACAAAUUCAAAUUGGUGCUCACAGCCCCCCUCAGUUUAGGGUGAAUGGUGCGGUUAGUAACUUUGAAGAAUUCCAGAAAGCUUUUAACUGUCCACCCAAUUCCACGAUGAACAGAGGCAUGGACUCCUGCCGGCUCUGGUAGCUGGGAUGCUGGUUGCUACCAGCCCGAGAGAGCUGUGGCACAGUGGCAGCCGAAGUGGCACUGAGCCCUCAUCAUCCACUGCUUUAGGCUUAUGUUCCCCUGAGGACUUUCAUUGUUAAUGCAUUUUCAUUAUUUGUGUAGGUGACCUGCCAGUGUCUGUUCAAAGUUGUAGGGCUUAAAAAGUGGAAUACAAAAAAUGAACCAACUUUGUUUCUUUAGAAAACCAAAAGAACAAAAAUAAAUCCCUAGGCUACUUUUGUUCAAAUGCUAUCUGCUGGGUUGUUGCUGUUGGCCAUUGUAGUGUGUUAGUCCCAGCUGAGUGGUACAUACCAUUUUAACCUAUAACUUUGUCGGAGGCCUAAGUAGAAUGUAUCCAAGAAAAGUUCACUCUAUUAGACCUGGAACCCUCACUGAUGGAGACGUGUGCAAGGAUACCUGGGAGGUCUUGCUGCUUUGUGGAAUGCAGUAGAUCUUAUGGAUGGUCACUGCACAGCUUGUCUUAAUUCUAAGGUAGUUAAAUUAGGUAUAUGUUGGAUCUCUAUUUUGGAAUAUUUGCUGGAGUUCUUGUUUUCAGAUUUGGAGUUGAUUGAAAUGAAAAGGUGCCUCACAACUUGCAUCUGAUGUAGCUGAUGGCGCUGUUCAAGUCAAGAGCAAAGCUGGUGGAAGGAUUCCUAGGUAGAGGGUUUGAGUUCAUAAACAGAAAAAAAGGAGGUUAUGUCUUUCACUCCUAGUCAUAUAGCAGCAAGGAAGCCUGGGGAUGAAGUCUCUAAAACCUUAUCCAGGUCUGUAUGAACCUCAGUGAUUGUCUGCUCCAUAUUUUUCUUUAUCCCAAUUAUUUUUGUUCCACUGCUCUGAUAUGUAUGCAUACUUCUGUUUCUCAAAUGAACAGGCCUUAAGAGAAGGACUUUCUUAUUCUCCACUAGGGACAUAUGGCUUUCACUUCCCUUUAAUACAAAGGGACCAUGCCACAUUGAGGACGGAGCAAAGUGCCCUUCCAUUUUGGCUUGGUAAAUGUUACCUUUUUUUUUUUAACUUUUUUGAAAACUUUUUUGAUUGAAGACAUUUUAGGACAUUGAUUCAUUUAAAAAUUACCUGAAUAGCCUAAAAAAUCCAUAGUUUUUACUCUUCAAGUCUCCAAAGAGUUUGUAAGAAACACCAAUACCAUGGUUUUGAUCCUUAGAGAGUUAUCAUUUUAAGUGAGCUCUUCUAUCUCUUAGGUUGUAUGUACAUAGGAUAAAAUGGAAAUGCCAUUACAGUAGUUACCUGUUACUCAAAAAUAGGCAUUCCUUUAACUAACAUUGUUCUUUGUACAUGAGGUACUGGGUUAAGUGGGCCAAUAGGAAAAUCUCAAGAGCAAAAUGACAGAUUCAGAGUCACCACAAGAGGUCAUUUUGCAUCCCUGUCUCUUGUCAUUCUUUUUUUUUUUUUUUAAUGUAAGUGUGUGCCAUGUCCUUCUGUAACCAUGGGAACUUCUGAAGGGAGAAAAGUGGAGGGGCACCACCCUGAGGAGAACAAUUACACUGCAUUAGACAGAGGAGAGUGAUUUUCUCCUUGACUUCUUCCUCUCCAAAUGGAUACACUUCUGAAGGGCAGUUACUUUUCCUCCUCUUAACUAUGGCUUAAUGUGACCUUAGUUUGUAUUUCUGAAAACAAGCAGUGUUAGGUUAGGGGUGCUGGCAAUGUAAGUGCCUUUUCUCUGGAGUGAGCACUUUGAUUUGGUUUAGACAUUUAAGAUACCUCUGGUUUUAUGCCUGUACUUGGGCAUUUAAAAUCAGCUGAGGUUUGUCAUGUUUAUAUGAAUAGUGAUUUCCUCCUUAAACUCCAAAUAAACACAUUCCUGCAGGUCAGAGAAAGUGUUUGAUAAAAGCAUAGAAUGAUGACUUUGGAAGCGGAAAUCAUUAAGUCACUUGCUGGUCUAGGAAAACAGCUGGCUGGAAAUCAGUUGGGGCCCUCACAGUGUCUAUAUAAUACGUAGUCCUGGUUCACUUCACUCAUUGUCACUCUGUUAUACCAAAAGUUGUAAAUAGGAUGGCCUUUCUUAAAAUAAAUAAAUAAGCAAACAAACCAAAAGUAGCAAGCCAAAUCAUGACUAUUGGUUAGAAUAAUUUUCUGGAAGGAUUGGAUUUCCAGAUGUAUGUUGUGGUUUACACUUUGGAUUAAGAUCUCACUGUCUCUUCACUUCAAUACAGAUUGUUAAAAGAAACAGACACUGAAUAAGUGGGUAUAAAAUGCAACUGGAAGGAAAGGGUAAAAGGCAGGGAGAAGCUAAACUAAGGAUACAGCUCUGAAGAGAAGACAGGAUUUUGGCAGUCCUUGCUAAGCAUAUCCACUGGAGUAGAUCCAUAGAGUUUUACAAAAAUAAUUAUGUUAAAUUAAAAAGAAAUUAGAUAUUGGACCUCAGACUAGAGUUGCAAAACACACUUUUCUAAUUCAUAGAUCAGAUGUUCUGCCAGUAAACUAUUAUCUUGGCAGUAGAAGGAGUUCGAGUUCUUGUGAAAUUCUCCAGGAUUAGUCAAGGAUUCUAUGUAUAUAAUGUGGUGUUGUUUAUCACCAUUGACCAAAGUUUGUUGAGCUUUUCACCAAGUGUUCAGCAUUCACAUCCUAUUUCCAUUUAUUUCCUUUUAUAAGAUGGACCUGGACAUGACUAAUGCAAGCUUCAGGAUUCAUAAAUUAUCCUGAAGUUUAUUUAGUGGCUUGCCUCAAUUGAGCUUAAAGCAUAACACAUAAAUUCUAUCUUAUUUAGCCCUGGAGCAUCACUAAGAAACAACUAAGAACUAUGGCUUGCCAGACAGAUUGUGCUUGUGCCAGAGAAGUUGAAAGGCCUGAAAUUGCUUGUCAGGUACCCCAGAUCCAGGAAAGAAACAGACUGACUUAUGCUUUGGGCUACUGACCUUUGGAUUAACCUUCACUCCUUAGAUUACCCCAUUUCUAAAUACAUUUAUUCAUUCAGUAUUUCUAUAAUCAUUUAGCAUUUGAUAGACUUCUUCCUUGAUAUUUUUAACAUGAUGUCUCAGUUACAUUAUUAAAUUGUGGAAAUAUAUCUGGUUGUUUCACAUAACAAUCUCAUUGCCAGUGGCCUGUGCCCAACUGGCUUAAAGAAAGAUGUUCAUAAGUUAUUCAUUUUAUAACUAACUAGUCAUUGUGAGACAGAUUGGUUGUUUGUUUUUCUUUCUCUGUUUGUGAAACAAUGUCAACAAUCAUUCUAAGGACAAUAAAAUGUUGGUUGAAGUUUU
This is a messenger RNA of Oryctolagus cuniculus (rabbit), 6315 nucleotides long. It is a transcript of the gene PHEX, whose product is annotated as phosphate regulating endopeptidase X-linked. The record is from RefSeq and is a predicted model, not a curated record. Gene Ontology annotation, cellular component: plasma membrane. Gene Ontology annotation, biological process: protein processing. Lineage: Eukaryota; Metazoa; Chordata; Mammalia; Lagomorpha; Leporidae. Gene Ontology annotation, molecular function: metalloendopeptidase activity.